This is a messenger RNA of Lagopus muta (rock ptarmigan), 3531 nucleotides long. RefSeq names its product 5'-nucleotidase domain containing 1 (gene NT5DC1). Gene Ontology annotation, molecular function: 5'-nucleotidase activity. The transcript has 12 exons. NCBI's taxonomy places the organism in Eukaryota, Metazoa, Chordata, Aves, Galliformes, Phasianidae. Bases 138 to 1502 code for a protein of 454 amino acids. The record is from RefSeq and is a predicted model, not a curated record.
UCGGGGCGGGGCGGAGUCGGGGCGGGGCGGAGUGGCUGCGGCCGCACCGCCCCGCACCGCAGGAAGCACCGCCCGUGCGCCUUCCUCCUUCUCUUCCUCCUCCGCCUCCGCCCGCCUCCCGCGGUGGUGGCGCGGCCAUGCAGCAGUACUUUUCUCUGGCCGACUGCGAGGUGAUGGGCUUCGAUCUGGAUCACACGCUGUGCCGUUACCACCUCCCGCAGAGCGCGACGCUAAUAUAUGAUAGUUUUGCUCAGUAUCUGGUAACGGAGAAGGGUUACGACAAAGACUUGCUGACUCUAAAUCCAGAAAGCUUAGACUUCUGUUGUAAAGGCUUGGCAUUGGACUUUGAAGAUGGAAACUUCCUGAAGCUCGCGGAAGACGGAACAGUUUUGAGGGCAAGCCAUGGCACUAGGAGUAUGACAUCUGAAGAGAUCCUGGAGAUUUAUGGAAGGAGGGAAUGGAAGCAUUUUAGUACAGUCAGUGGAAUGCUUUCCCGCUCAGCCAAAUACUAUCUGUAUGAUAAUUAUUUUGAUCUACCAGGAGCCCUCUUGUGUGCAAGGGUUGUGGACAGUUUAGAUCAGCAUGAUGGUCAGAAAAAAUAUGACUUCUGGAAGGACAUGGUGGCUGCUAUCCAGCAUAAUUAUAAAAUAUCAGCUUUUAAAGAGGACUGUGGGACAUAUUUCCCAGAAGUGAAAAAUCAUCCAGAAAAAUACUUACGAAGAUGUCCCAAUUCUGUAAAAAAGUGGCUGAAACAACUGAAGAGUGCUGGGAAGAUUCUGCUAUUAAUUACCAGUUCUCACAGUGACUAUUGCAGGCUCCUGUGUGAAUAUAUUCUUGGAAAUGAUUUUGAAGAAUAUUUUGAUGUUGUGAUCACAAAUGCUUUGAAACCUGGCUUUUUCUCCCAUACUCCAAACCAAAGACCUUUCCGAACUCUUGAAAAUGAUGAAGAGCAAGAGGCUCUGUUAUCACUGGACAAGCCCGGCUGGUAUUCCCAAGGUAAUGCUAUCCAUCUUUAUGAACUACUGAAGAAGAUGACUGGAAAGUUGGACCCCAAGGUUGUUUAUUUUGGUGACAGCAUGCACUCAGAUAUUUUCCCAGCUCGUCACUAUAGCAACUGGGAAACUGUCUUCAUCUUGGAGGAGCUUCUAGGGGACAAAGUUAUGGUGCCUACAGAGACUGAAUCUGAGCCCUUGGAGAAGAAAGGAAAAUAUGAGGGAUAUCAGCCCAAAAUUCCCUACUCUGUAUCUGAGCAGUGGGGUUCUUUCUUCGUGGACAGACUACCAGGUCUGGAAAAUGCAGAGGAAACUUUAGUUCGUACAUGGUCCUGUAAAUGCAUUAGUACUUACAGCACUAUUGCAAUCCCUAGUCUUGAAGCAAUUGCAGAUUUACCGCUGGAUUAUAGAUUUACACGAUUUUCCUCAAAUAGCUCGGCAACUGCUGGGUACUACCCAAGCCCUCCAAGAGCAUUGCUGCCAAGUGAGGAAUCAGUGACUAUGAAAUAGGUUUUUGGCUUUUCCUUCAAUAACCCUGUGAUCCUUUCUUAACUGCUGUUAAAUGCUAAUUGGUGAAAAUGCUGUUUGAUGCUUCAUAAAAUAGAAUGAUGAAUUAAAGCAGACUCCUGUGUAGAUUUAUUUCCCUUGUUUCUCUAGUCCAGAUGGGACAGGUGAGCAUUGCAUAGUUUGUAAAUCUCCUUAUCAGGACUACAUUUCACACAGUAACUGGCUUUUUCCGUGCACUGCCCAGAUACUUUAAGAGAAAUGUACUGUUAACAAUUCAUCUCAACUUACAUAGUAAAUUUUCGAGGACAUUUUCAGUACUAUCUCUGCUUAUGGUGGUGCCUUUGCUGCUGCAAAACCCAGGAAAGACAUGAAAGACUCAGCCUACUCCAUUAAGAGUUACCUUGGCAGCUCAAGUUACAACAGGAGAUCAGUGUUCUGCAAGCCAUGAGGAAGUUAUUCUUUUGCUGUCUAAACAAAGCAGAGAGCAAUUGUUCUUGGAGAAAUGGAAAUACUGAGGCACAAAGAGAAAGAUACAUCAUAGCCAAAAAGAGACGUGAACAAAAUUUAGUCAGCAAAACACAGAAUUAUAGUCCUGGGAGCCUUGGCUACAUGCUUUUUAUUCCUGCAAGUGUCCAACCAAUGGUGAAAUUCUCAGAAUGGAUUUGACUUCUGCUAUUCCUGACACGUCUGUAUUACAGUUUCACUGAUUACAAUAUUUUGUCUCAGAAGCAGAGGCAAACGCCAUUCCACCUCAUUUCAGAAAUAACAGUCUUUGUUUCAUGCUUUUUCCUACCUUUAUUUUAUUUAUGUAGGUGACCACUUUGAGGUGGUUUUCUUGGUUUUGUUCCGUGUUGUUCUUAAAGAAAAUUAAAAUAUAAUGCCUAAUGAAAAUGAAGUCUUCUAAGACCCUGGUUCCUGGUAUCAGCAUGUUUUUUUUUUUAAUGGAAAGGUGACAAAUUCUAAGAAUGGCCUGAACACAAAUGCUACUGGAAGUGUGACUCCCCAUGUCUGUGGCUGCAUGAAGAUAUUGGAAAAAUAGUUGAAGCAUUUGCAGGAUAAUUAAAAACAGAGUUCCCGUGAAAUCAGUACAUAAAGACCCUCAUAAUGACUAUUCUUAUUAAAGAACCUCUGAAGAUAUUACAAGUCUUAUUACAAAGCCCUCCAAAAUGAAAUGGAACAUUUAGUUAAGGUUGAAUGGUUUCAUAAUCUCAGACAAUUGUUCUUACCUUCCCAAAAAGAUCUGUUGUCCUAGUGUAUUUUGAUUUGACCACCAGCCUGAGGAUUCACCAUGUGGUCAGCAUUGCUGAGAGAGGCUGCUGGAGUGAAGGUUGGCAAUGGAGGACCUUUGGGAGGUGGACAGGAUGGCCCUUGGAAAUGGAGAUGUCAUGGGGAUGAGGGAGAAGAAAUGCGGAUGGAAGAAAAUUUAUGGGGCUAGCCCCUAUUGAACAAGGCACUGUAAAGACACGAUCUUUGUUGUGUUUUUUUUCUCCCUGAUUAUUUGAACUUUUGGAAAUCUCAGAUAUUUCUUGGAUUUCUUGGACCACUGACAGAAAGGUCACUGAAAUGCCUGCAAAAUUAAUGUUUAGAAAGAUCUUCAGUGUGGGAGACAAAGGGACAUGGCCAACCUCUUUUCAUCAGUCUGCAGGGACAGGACAAGGGAAAAUGGCCAUAAACUGGAGCAUAGGAAGUUCCGCACCAAUAUGCGAAAGAACUUCUUAAUGGUGAGGGUGACAGAGCAUUCGAACAGGCUGCCCAAAGAGGUUGUAGAGUUCUCCUUCUCUGGAGAUAUUCAAGACCCAUCUGGACACAUACCUAUGCAACCCAGUCUAGGGAGCCUGCUUUGGCAAGGAGGUUGAACUUGAUAAUCUCUGGCAUUCCCUUCCAACCCCUACAAUUCUGUGAUUCCGUGAUCUCUGAAAACUAUCUUAAGUAUCCGCAGGGAGACAUAAAGAAAAGAGUCACUAAAAUCAACAUGUCUGUUUACAUAGUCCUGAAAGCCGCAGUUUGGCAUAAAACUUGACCGACAAGUCUC